GGGUCAAACUCGCAACAUUGACUCUCAAUACGUGCAGUUGAAGUCAACGCUCUCCACACACACACCUUCAACAAGCCACGGCCUCGACCGCUGCAUCUGACCUGCGUUCUGAUCUGAUCGUUACAAGACUCAUCAUUUGUACUCUCUCUGGUAUCUUCCUUCGCCUCUCAGGCAUUCCUAAGCGUGUCCUGAUGAGCACCGGGUGCCCGUAGUCGUGUAUCUCGAGCAGCUCCUCCUACCAUGGCCUCCGAUGGCGCUUCAUCAAUUUCAGUCACUGUUCGAGUCAGACCAUUCACAAUCCGGGAGGCCGCUCAACUAACAAAAUGCGACGACACAACAAUCUUUCUGGGUGAUGGGUCGCUGGCGGCUGCACCAACCCCCAAGCUCUUUCAGAAGGGCAUCCGGUCCGUCAUCAAAGUCGUCGAUGAGAAGUGUUUAGUAUUUGAUCCUCCCGAAGACAAUCCUGUUCAGAAAUUCUCACGCUCAGUCGUUCCCUCCGGUAAAAGGGUCAAAGAUCAGACGUUUGGAUUCGAUCGAAUCUUUGACGAAAAUGCAUCUCAGGGCGAAGUUUAUGAGGCCACUACAAGGCCACUGCUGGACAGCGUCUUGGACGGAUAUAAUGCAACGGUGUUCGCUUAUGGCGCCACGGGUUGUGGAAAAACUCAUACCAUCACUGGCACCACUCAAGAACCGGGCAUCAUCUUCUCGGCUAUGAAGGAGCUUUUCGAGAGGGUCCAAGAGCAGUCCGGCGAAAAGAUCACCGAGAUAUCGUUGUCCUAUCUCGAGAUCUAUAACGAAACCAUCCGCGAUCUGCUCGUCCCAAGCAGCGUCAAAGGCGGGUUAAUGUUGAGAGAGGAUUCGAAUCAAGCGGUCUCGGUUGCAGGGCUUUCCAGUCACCAUCCACAAAGUGUCGAAGAGGUCAUGGAGAUGAUAGUGAGAGGGAAUGAGAUGCGGACAAUGUCACCCACAGAAGCCAACGCAACUUCUUCUCGUUCACACGCUGUGUUGCAGAUCAACGUUGCCCAGAAAGACAGAAACGCCGGUGUCGAGGAGCCUCACACAAUGGCCACUUUGAGCAUAAUCGAUCUUGCUGGGAGCGAGCGUGCAAGUGCCACUAAGAAUCGAGGCGAACGACUACUUGAAGGUGCCAACAUCAACAAGUCCCUCCUGGCGCUGGGCAGUUGUAUUAAUGCUCUCUGUGACCCCCGCAAACGCAAUCACGUUCCUUACAGAAACUCGAAACUCACCCGCCUGCUCAAAUUUUCUCUGGGUGGGAACUGCAAGACGGUAAUGAUCGUUUGCGUUAGUCCCUCAAGUGCGCAUUUUGACGAAACGCAAAACACUCUCCGAUACGCCAAUCGAGCGAAGAAUAUUCAAACAAAGGUCACCAGAAAUGUGUACAAUGUCAACCGUCAUGUUAAGGAUUAUCUGGUCAAGAUCGACGAACAGAUGGCGCAGAUCAACGAACUAAAAGCUCAGCUGAAAGAUGCCGAGGCCUUUGCUUUCGCCAAGUUCAAAAAGCAGAAUGAGAAGAAGGAAAACAUUGCCCGAGAAGGAGUCCAACGAAUCAAAGCGGCAUACGAAAAUUCCGGAGCAGAGAGGCAAGAACGAACCAACAACAUGAUCAAGCUGAAGCAAAUAGGCCGAAGGAUUGCCAUGCUGUCUUCAUGGAUCUCUGCCUUCGAUGCCGUCUGUGACGGCCUGGAUGAAGAAGACCUCAUGAAGAAUAUGCAUGCUGUGAAAAAGACAGCUCAAGGCAUCAUGAUGGAGUUGGAGAGUGGCCGGCAUCACUGCCAACAGAAGGUUCUCAAGAGCACCUGGGAUCGUCCCAUGAACACGGCACUGGAGCAUAGCUUGAAACAGCUGAAGGAAGUGGAUACAGGCGACAUGAUUGACUCUGAGAUGCUUCGACGCGAAGUGGAAAUGCUCAAGCUGAAUGCUGAGCGGGAAUCUUUUGCAGCUUUGGCCGAGCAAGACAAGAACGGAGACGCACCCACGAUUCAAGUUCUCCUACGUGCUCACUUUGACACUAUCGCUGCCAUUGAAAGCUUGAACCGCAUGAGCGUGGACGAGGCAGUUGAGGCAGCCACUCAAAUUUUGGGAAAGAUGAUCAAUUCCGCCUCUGGCGCAGCAUCGUACGUCGUCAAACCGGAUGGAAGUCUUGCACCAGUCGAGGCGUUUGCGCCGACUAAAGCAGGAACUCCCAAGCGGCGCAAGCAGAGUGUCAACAGUUCUAUCCUCGAAGGAAGCCCCGUGAGAGCGAAGCCCGCAACCGUGGCGGCUCCUCAUCUCACGGUAUCUCCAGCCAAACCCUCGCCUAGACGUCGUGGUCUGCUGGGAAGUGCAAAGAAGGGUGUCCAGAUAUCCUUUACCCCGAAGAAGAGAAAGGCUCCUCUGAAGGGCAUUAAACGAGCAGUAAGAUGGAAAGACGACAUUGAGGAUGGCGCACUUGCGGAGUUUGAGAAGACGCCCCAGAAGUUUCCAUCGUCGGACGAAUCGACCACUGAAAUCAGCAUCCCCCAGAUGUCAGACCUGACUUCGUCCUUCUCGAAACUACAAACGCAAUCUCCCAAUUCUUCGCCCAUUCCUCCUCCGCCGGAAGCUACUCUAAACGUCCAACCGAAGAGCAGUCGCUUCCAAGCCGGUUUUCUUUCCAAGAAAUAUGACGGCUCGCCCCUCUCCUCAAGCAUGAUGAUGCCCCCGAAGAUGACACCGCUGUCAUCCUCAGACAGCGAAGCCUCACCGCUGAGAGAAAUAGACGCAAGCAAGGCGUCGAACCGCCGCUCUUUCAUCCCCACGCAACAAAGCAAAGAAGCAGUAGAUACAUACGGUGACCCCGGCCAUAACUCCUCGGCGACGAACUCCGACACCGAAAACCACAACAGCACCGCGUCUGACAAAGAAGAUGUACUUAAGAUUCGAGAAGCAGUAAAACGCUCCUCAUCCCUCCGUCGCUCAGGCAUUCAUGGGUCUCGGACUCAACGUCGCCGAUCGCCGACAGCAGCAACGGCGGGAGUCGCUGGUUCUCCAUCCAACGAGUCGAUGUUUGCGGCCGGCCAUGUUAGGAGAAUGGUCCAUGGCGCAAAGAACGAGCUUUUAAAGGAGAACGACGCAGGGUCUUGGAAGGUUGGCGUGCUUAGCCCCCGCGUUCAAGGGAUUGUUAGUCAUGGGAAGAGCUCUUUGGGGGCGCAGUCAAAUCCAAUGCGGCGGACGACAAUGAGUGGGAUGGAUGUGCGAGGAAAUGGCGCACCCAACAGCGGCAGCGGUGGCCCUGAGCGGGCGGGAGGAGUGAGGCUCUCUUCUAUCACGGCUGGGACAAGUGGGCACGGGCAUUCUGCCAGCAGGGGGAGUUUAAUGCCUACUGGGAAGGCAGUGUGGCGCUAAUCCAAAGGCGAUCUGUCGAUUACAGUUAGGGGAAGAAAAGUCAUUUCUUGAGGGUUCGCAAGUCUUUUGACUGAUCGUUCAUAUUUGGGUGUCACAGACAGACUUGUGGUUGGGUCUGCGACCGGAAGCAAAGGCUAAGCACAGGUCAUCGGAGUACAGGUCUUGGACACGGACUGGACGGAAACGGACGGUAUGGCUGGGACGACUCCAAGAUGAGGAUUAUUAUGAACAAGGGCUUUGGGUUCUAGGAUGUGAUCGGCUUGAAGUCGCUGUUGGAGAAAGCCUGUGGAGCCGUGAUCCUGGGACAGUCGGCUUUCCGACAAGAAGGCAAGCUCCACGGGCGCUUUCGGGCUUCUGUUCUCUUGUUUGUAAAUCAGUUAGACGUUUCCGUUCCGCGGAUUGACGCUCGACAGCUGGUCCAGCUGUAUAAUGGUGUGAAGAAACGAGACUGUUCAUUACAAA
Messenger RNA from Cladophialophora immunda, 3846 nucleotides. RefSeq lists its product as uncharacterized. The transcript has 2 exons. Bases 241 to 3384 code for a protein of 1047 amino acids. Gene Ontology annotation, molecular function: microtubule motor activity; ATP binding; microtubule binding. Gene Ontology annotation, biological process: microtubule-based movement. NCBI's taxonomy places the organism in Eukaryota, Fungi, Ascomycota, Eurotiomycetes, Chaetothyriales, Herpotrichiellaceae. The record is from RefSeq and is a predicted model, not a curated record.